AUGGAAGCGUUUUAUACGAACAGGUGGAAGGCCGACUCAGCUAUAACUCUCCACGAGACAUCCGAUUCCCAAUGUCGAGCUGAGCAGGCGGGGGGGUAUAUGUACACGUUUCCGGGAUUAAAGAUCAAGCAAGCAAUAAUUCUUGAGACAAGGAGUCAGAGUUGCGCCGACCAAGCUUCGACCCAGAACCGGGGCAGAGGUUCACGUGUGACAGGCCCGGUUCCCCGUGCUUGGUCUUCCAAGCACACCGAAAUUGCGGGAAUCAAGCACGAAAAUAGACCCGACUAUAGGCCCCCUCAAGGACUCAUGCCGCCGUUAUUCCCGCCUGACGUUGGUGUCGCAUCGCUGGCUUGGGCGGCCGACCGCGGAGCUGGCCGUUGGAUGGAUGACUCAGGUGAAUCCUGGUUCAGCCAUGUCUCAAAAGACGCGCGUCGGGAGUGCCCAGUAGUAAUACCAUCGCCUAGCUAUCAUGUCGGAACUGAGGAUGCUUUGGUUAAUCUCCCAUGUUUCGGGGAGCUGGGAGAACACCGAGUUAGCGAGGAGUUCCCACAACCGGGCCCCGACGGUUAUGGGCUUAAGAAAGGCAAGAUCAAGCACCACCCAUCCAAGCCAACCCUUACGUUCGGAGUUGGAAGAGCUAUAUACCUCUGGACGUUUCACUUAGUCUCCUUUUCUCAAUGUGGCGAAUUUCUCGUAAUACACGACAGCAAGAAGGGGCGACCCGAAACCCUACGAGUUCCUCCAAAUUUCGAUGCAGCCGCAAGUCAAAUCAAACGAAGGAGAACCCCAGAGCUUUGUCAGCCAGCAAGGAAGACCAAGCCACUACAGUCAGUUGAAUGCAGCGACGAAGCAACUGAGACCGGUUUGAGUCACCAUCUGCCCUCUAUGGAUGGCUCAAGGGCUAUGGUCAAGUCUACAAAGACUAUCGUUCGCAAAAACGUCAACCCAUAUUCCCAAGUCGAGAUAAUCCAGAUGAAUAGCUCUAGCAACGAGCAGGUGACACCAAUUUCACAGGUUCCGACAUACAUCCGGGCAACGAAUUUCUCGGUCACUGUUCAUACUACAGUCAAUAAUGGUCAGGCGAUCUGCCAGUAG
Molecule: messenger RNA, 1095 nt
Organism: Fusarium vanettenii 77-13-4
Lineage: Eukaryota; Fungi; Ascomycota; Sordariomycetes; Hypocreales; Nectriaceae
Exons: 7
Coding region: 1-1095 (364 amino acids)
Source: RefSeq, a predicted model, not a curated record